AUGCCUCGUGACUGGAAAGCUCCCAAGCUGCUGAAGAAAAUCCAAGCAGAGUUGUUCCCUGACUGCUCUGGAAAUAUCAAUCUGUGCUGUCAGUUUGGUGAUAUUCACAGUGACUCCACCAUUACAUGGACUAAAGAUUCCAAGCUACUCGCUCGCCUGCAGAGAAGUGUUCUCUCUCAUGAGCCGGACCUGCCACCUCUCCCCGUGCUGGCGUUCGACGGUGUGGAGGAGAUUGAAUUCAUGCAGCUCAUGUUCAGAGAAGACUUCAUCAGCGACAGCUAUUUUGGUGGGAACCUGCAUGGAAUAAUAGCAACAGAAGAGCUGCACUUUGGUGAAGGCAUGCACCGGAAAGCCUUCCGCAGCAAGGUGAUGCAGGGCCUCGUGCCAGUGUUCAGCCCUGGCCACCCCUGCGUUCUCAAAGUGCACAACGCUAUCACGUACGGGACCAAGAGCAAGGAUGACCUAGUUCAAAGGAACUACAAAUUGGCGCUGCAGGAAUGCUAUGUCCAAAACACCGCACGAGAGUAUGCGAAGAUAUAUGCAGCGGAAGCCAAACCCUUGGAAGGUUUUGGGGAAGUACCAGAGAUCAUUCCUAUUUUUCUUGUUCAUCGGCCUGCUAAUAACAUCCCCUAUGCAACAGUUGAGGAGGAGCUGGUUGGGGAAUUUGUGAAAUACUCUGUAAGGGAUGGCAAGGAAGUAAAUUUCCGGAGAAAAGACUCCGAGGCUGGCCAGAAGUGUUGCACCUUCCAGCACUGGGUGUAUGAGAAGACCAAUGGGAGCUUGCUUGUCACUGACCUGCAAGGUGUAGGAAUGAAGUUAACGGACGUUGGCAUAGCAACGCUGGCCAAAGGGUACAAAGGUUUUAAAGGCAACUGCUCGAUUUCCUUCAUUGAGCAGUUCAGAGCCCUCCAUCAGUGCAAUAAGUUCUGUGAGAUGCUGGGGCUGAAAUCUCUCCGGAACACUCAUCAGAAGCAGAGGAAAGCAACAUCUGUGAAAAGCAAGACCCUGCCCAGCUCACCGGCUGUGAAAAAAACAGUGCCCAGGAAAGCAAGAGAACCUAGGGGCUUUGUUUCUACAGAGCACUGACUUACACUGCCCCGCACCGCGACUUCUCCCAGGG
Molecule: messenger RNA, 1120 nt
Organism: Eurypyga helias (sunbittern)
Lineage: Eukaryota; Metazoa; Chordata; Aves; Eurypygiformes; Eurypygidae
Product: alpha-protein kinase 2-like
Exons: 8
Coding region: 1-1086 (361 amino acids)
Biological process (GO): protein phosphorylation
Molecular function (GO): ATP binding; protein serine/threonine kinase activity
Source: RefSeq, a predicted model, not a curated record